Messenger RNA from Tribolium madens (black flour beetle), 2231 nucleotides. RefSeq lists its product as uncharacterized. Gene Ontology annotation, molecular function: transcription coactivator binding. Lineage: Eukaryota; Metazoa; Arthropoda; Insecta; Coleoptera; Tenebrionidae. Gene Ontology annotation, biological process: negative regulation of DNA-templated transcription. The record is from RefSeq and is a predicted model, not a curated record. The transcript has 3 exons. The coding region runs from base 1089 to 1793 and encodes 234 amino acids.
UAGACUGCAUCUGCAGGCUCACUCUAUUCGCAAUUGUGCUUAAGGUUAAGUAAUGAUUUAGACGUAAGGUUUAAUGUUAUUAAAGUGCUCAAAAUUUAUUUGGUGGAAAGAUACUUUUUUAGGUACCUUCUUUAUACUCUUAAUAUAAUGAUUUUUUAAAUAAUAAGAAAGUACAGCUCUUCUACAUUGUAACCAUUUGCGGUAUUCUCGUAAUAAAAGCUACACCACUAAAAUAGUUAAUUGUGUUUAACUCCAGUAUCUAAUUGCAAUCUUGUAAAGAUGACACCUUCGCGGCCAUUUACCUGUUGCUCAUAUUUACAUGCGAUGCAAAUUGCUGGCAAAUUUAGAUGUGAUUCGGCCUGAGUUAGCUCAUUUUUUACCAUUUUGUUCUUUUUGUUUAAUCUUCGGUCUCUGUAACUCUUUUUCGCUCGAAACCAAACUGGAACAAUUCCGCAUUUUGUGCAACAAUCUUAAGCAAAACCGAGAUGUAGUCAGCACGAUUGCGAUCGAAUCAAUUCUGAGAUAAUGAGAUCAUUUUUGCAUCAUUCCUUUCCGUGAAAUCAAAGCAAUGAGAGCGGCUUCUGUGCGACAAUAGCGUCAUAAAAAUACGCUCUUUGUGCGGGGCUUUUGAAAGACGGUGACCGCAGUCUAAUAACCGACCUUGCUGUAUUUACUACUUCAUUAAAAGUUGGUCGGAGGUACAAAAAUUCACUACGUCCGUUCUUUGCUGUUCGUGUUUUACACUUGGACGAAGGUGGACGAGGACGUGGUCGAAGAUUAAUCGAGCGCGAAGUAGAUUCUGGUGGUACCACAUAAAACAAAAAACAUCGAACCGGUCAAAAAGAACGUCGGAGGAAAAACGACCUUAUAGUAUCGGUAGUAGAGUCGCUCUGUUCUGGAUGAUUAAAAAAACUAAUUACGUAUACCUGAAAGUCUCUACCUGCGAGAUUCUUAUGAAUGAAGGCAAGUUUACUAUUCCUCGGGCUGUCGCACAAUGGCUUUCGGUGUGUGUGUACAAUGGGAUGUGUGAAUUGAGUGUUGAGUGACUUUUGACGCCUAGUUUUUUUCCCUUUUUCUGACGGAAUAAAAUGGAAUUUUCGGUUUUCGUUCGCGAAUUAUUAAAAGCCUCCCAAACGAUGAAACACCAGCAAGUCCCCAAACGCGUCUUUUGGCAACCAUGGCUAGACGAAGAGGAAUCGUCGAAGCAGUCGAGCAACAAGCAACUUCCGACCACCAAAUGGAAAAGGGAUCGACGGUCGAGGCUUCCUGAGUACUCUCGGAAGUCCGAUCCGAAAAUCGCCGAGACGUUCGGAACGGAACCGCCAAGUCCGGCACCGGAAACGCCGAAUCAACAGGCCGCGAACGGUCAGGAUAAUGCACCUCUCGAUAUGAGUGUUAGACAAAGAGGGUUGCCGCCUUCCUACUCGCAAACUAUUAAUAAUCCGGGAUAUAGAUCUAACUACAGGCCGAGUGUUAUACAGAACAAUAGAGAAGAUCUUCCUCCUGGAAUAUCGAUGUGCGAUCCAAUCAUUGAUGAGCAUUUCCGUCGUUCUCUGGGCAACGACUAUCUCUCUCUCUUUUCAAACAACAAUGUUUCCAAGGAAAGUAUUCCUGUAAAACCUCCCCCAAAAGUUCCCACCACAACGAACGUGAUUGAAUUAAUGGACACUGCAGGUUUAUCUGUGGACGAUCACUUCGCCAAAGCUUUAGGUGACACAUGGGUGAAACUAAACAAAAAAGAACAAGAAUUGAAAAACAAUACCGGUGACAAUCACAGUAUAGUAACGAUUUAAUAAAGAUGAACUGAUAGUUGCUUGUAUGUGUGUUUAACGUUUAAAUGUAUGAUGUUAAAUGUAAGUUUAUCGAAAUAACGUACAAAUGUAUCUUAGGCUUAGAUAGGUUUUACCGAAGGUCGCGAGAUGGCAUUACGCAUAUUGAGGUUUGUUUCGGUUUUCAUUCAGGGAUCGAAUGACUUGUUUUCUUAUUUUAAUGUGUAGUUUUUUAUUGAGAGCACAACCUGACAAAGGCUGCCUUCCAAUUAACCAGUUAAUGAUUCCUUAUGUUCCACUGUUGUAAAUAUUGGACUGUCUUGUAUAUAGGUUUCUGUAAAUACAAAAAUGUUAUUGAUUAGUUUAGCACUACAUAUUUAUAAUUAAUUUAGUCCACUCUUGUUGCUUAGUUCUAAACUCCAUGAUGUUACUUUGGUAUACGUAAUUAAAAUGACAAAUCUA